GUAGAACACCUUUUACAGGUUUUCCUUUUCGUUUCUUGCUAUUUUUAUCAGUUUUAUAUUACACUAAAAAUAAAAUUAUAUAAAGACUUUUACUAUGUCUUCAAUUGAAUUUUUGGAACAAAAUUCAUGUGCGUUUUCGGUGCUGGCUUGCAUUUUCCUAACGUUCUCAUAUGUCGCUAGUUUAUACGUUUGGAAGACCAAAUUGAGCAGAGACCAUCCUUCGACGAUAAAACGAAGGUUUUUCAGUGUAUCAUGCAUGAUGCUUCUGGCCCCUUUCUUCACUCAAUAUUUUUUCACUGAAGAUACUACAAGGCUCGGGGACGUAUACGACCACUUAGGGCUUCGUACUUCAGGGCUUAUUAGUGCCUCUAUCUUGCCAUUACUUCUAACGGCUGUUUUAUUUUUGGGACCUCUGACUAUGCAGUUUUUAUCAGGCAUCUGGAAACUAUAUGCAGAGCCUGUGUACUGGGUAUCCAGUUGGCAGGACUGGGUUUGGGUGAGGAACCACUUCAUGGCACCGCUCAGCGAAGAAUGGGUUUUCCGGGCCUGCAUGAUGCCAUUAUUACUACAAUGCUUGGACCCAUUGACAGCAGUUUUCACGGGCCCAUUACUAUUUGGUGUUGCUCACUUCCACCACAUGUUUGAGCAGCUUAAGGCCGGGUUUGAGUUUAAAACGGCUUUAAUGAUCUCAACUUUCCAGUUCAUGUAUACAAGCUUGUUUGGGGCAUAUUCUGCAUACCUUUUUGUCAGAACUAGACAUUUCAUGGCCCCACUAGUCGCACAUAUGUUCUGCAACCACAUGGGCUUCCCCAACUUCGGCGAGAUCGGCCAGUUCCCCCCUCUACAACGAAUCACGAUCAUCUUCAACUUCCUCUUAGGCUUCGUCUUAUGGUGCUACCUCCUCACGCCUAUCACCAGCCCCGAUAUCUACGACAAUAGAUUGUACUCUGAAACGUGAAUAGGUUGUAAUUCGUUAGUUGUCAUCGUUCAUUCUCAAUUUCUGUAUUAGUAGGAUAAGUCUACGUAUUUUGCAGAGAGGUGGGUAAUUUUCGAAACAAGUGAAAUAUUUCAGUGUUAUAUAUAUGUGCGCGUGCUUUUGAUUUUUUGAAUAAUUUGACCGCAUAUAAAGAACUUAUCAGGAAAACAUUUACAAAACAAUUAUAAACCUAAUCAAUACGAUAUAGGUUUACAAGUGGCUGGGUAUUGUAAGUGCUUAUAUUUAUUUUUGACUUAAAACAGUUGCGUUCUACGUAACUAUUGUUAUUAAUUUUAUAAUGGGAAAAAAGUUCCCAAAUGUGUUUUCCUUGUCAUAUUUUAUUUUGUAUUGUUUAUUUGUUUUACUUUUGACAGUAUUUUGUAACAACUUGUCCGUUUGUAUAGUAUUAGUUAUAGACAAUUAUUACUAUCACACGUGACUAAUUACCUAUUGCACUAAAACAAUCUAGAUAUAUAAAUUCACAAUAUUGCUCAUUAGAUGAUUAUAAAGAUUGCUCUAAAUUCCAUGUUAUACUUAGUUUUAAGAUGGUAUUCGCCUCCAAAAUAUCUACAAAAGAAGUACCUACCGCAAAACUUGCUCAUCAUUCAUUACCAUCACAAACAUUUCCUGGCUUGAAAUUAGGUUGCGGGUCUGGACAUCGCAUGAUGGUAGCAUGACGGAGGAAACGUGUCAAAAAUCGAUGAUGUAAUUUAUGGACAGCCCCUAAACCGUAAAAUUAUUCGUACUAAGUUAUUUCAACUUAUAUCAACGAUGUUGUGGGUAUUCAUUUACACAGUACCUAGUGUACGCUACCACCUCUUAACCAGUAUUGUAUCCGCAUCACAUCACUGGAUCGAUGAUUCAACGCAAUAGUGACCUAGGUAUGAUCUAUUGAUCACAGCCACAAAGGCUUAUUUAUUUUAGAAGAUGUGUAAAAUCUAAGAAAAUCGUGACACCGAGUUUGACAGCCGAACUAAAUAGCGUUUUACACGAACCCAUAUUUUUCUAAGUAGCUAGUACUACCGCAUAACACACACACACACACACACACACACACACACACACACACACACACACACACACACACACACACACACACACACACACACACACACACCACACACAGGACAGGUCAGGGUCGUACAGGGGCAUCUACAUCAGCUGUUAAAUUCGAGGUACGCGCAUUUUCUUAGACUGUAUACCUCUUCUACCACCAAUAACUGUUUGCUAAACUUAAACUAUCUAUAUGAAAGGGGGUUUGCCAAAUUAUUAGUUUUAAGAAAGGUUUUAAAUGGGGUUGGCUAUAGGGUUGCCAGAUCGAAAGGCGCUAUUAUCGGGAAACAAUAUCAAUUUUUCGGGAUUUUGGGACUUAAUCGGGAAAAAAAGCAUUCAUAUUAAAGUAAUUGUAUUAAUAACAACGAUAUUUUACAUUACUGGCACUACGUCAGCUGCUCUGCCCAUAGACUUUUUUAUAUAAAAAUAGUAUAAAUUCUUUGAGAUCUUGAACAAACAAAAAACUCAACGCGGGUCGCUCGCUCGCUCGACGACAGUUCGGAACUUGAAAUUAUUGUUUUAUAUCGUGAAGCUGUUUUUCGGGACAAUUUUCACUUUGUCGGGAAUCGGGAACACAUGCUGAAAAUCGGGAGAAUCCCGCCAAAUCCCGACCAUCUGGCAA
This is a messenger RNA of Cydia splendana, 2651 nucleotides long. RefSeq names its product CAAX prenyl protease 2 (gene Sras). Gene Ontology annotation, biological process: CAAX-box protein processing. Lineage: Eukaryota; Metazoa; Arthropoda; Insecta; Lepidoptera; Tortricidae. The record is from RefSeq and is a predicted model, not a curated record. Bases 95 to 958 code for a protein of 287 amino acids. The transcript is spliced from 7 exons. Gene Ontology annotation, molecular function: metalloendopeptidase activity. Gene Ontology annotation, cellular component: endoplasmic reticulum membrane.